UUCGUCCCAUUCUCUUCAGUUUUGUUUACAUGUUGCUCCAAGUGUCACGGGUGGUUAUUGAUUCCCUGCUUUUAACACGAAUCCACAUGAAAUGACUAGAAAUAAGAGCAGAGCAAAGAAGAGGACGACUAACCAGACCAAGAAAAGCAAUGGUCAGGAGAAGAAGUCGAGCAGCGAUGAGAAGAAACAGUGCAGAGAGUUGGAGGCCGCCAGACGUCACCGCUUCAAUUGUGUCCUGGAGACGCUGCGGGAGGAGCUGCCAAACUGUGGGCCGUGCGCCAAGGUGGAGGUGAUUCACAGCGCCAUCAAAUACAUUCGAGAGAGUAAGGCCCUGAAGGAAAGUCUUCUCACUGGGAAUGGUGCACCGGAGCUCAAACGUGAAAUCCACCGUUUGCUGAAGCAGGUGGCAGUACUGAAGCAACGCAAUGCAGUCCUCAUGAAGCUUCUCCAGGAGAUGGGCCUUCGCUUUGACACAGAUGAUGGUGCUGGGGAGCUCAUCUGCACAAUACCAGGUGGAUUAAGCUCUACUUGGAAGGGUUUGCAUGCUGGAACCUGUGUCCAGAACAACUGCACCAAUGCCAUAGUGAAGAAACUGAACUAUGGCCAGCGCACUCCCGUGGUUGUCAGGGAGCAGGCCCCAGACAACCAUGACGAGGAUGAAGAUGACCCAGGAAUGGACUGUCCUGACCCGGACCCAGAGCCUGACCCUGAACCUCAGUCUGAGCUUCCUGAAAAAGUGCAUCGACCCUCCCCUGAGGCUCCUAGUGUCCCGGCCACCACUGAGCAAAAACACAGUGCCUCCACUACAUACACCAGCCUUCCACAAAGAACUGGUGGAAGUUUGUGUAAUGGUAGUAGUGAUAACAGCAGCAGUAAUAGUGGCAGCAGUAGUGGUGAUAGUGUUAAUAUUGGCAGUAAGAAACCGGUGGCACUAGUAGUGAGACCAAGUUCCGAGGCUGUGUUCAACUCUUCUCAAGCUGUGAUAAGUCAAGAGAAUAAUAAUAUCAUAACCCUUCCUUUAAUUAAUGAUAAGGAGCAAUCAGUGACAGUAUUACCACAGACGUGUGAAAGUGCCCCCAUUACUGUGAGGAGUGUGAGUCCAGUGAGAGUGUUGUCUGAAAGGAGUGUGUCUGAUAAAGAGUCCAGUGUAAAUAUUGGUAGUGUGAGGGAAAGAGUUAAUGCCCUGCCAGAAACUGCACAGGAAGCAGAGCAGGAAGGAAAUGUUUCAUCCCCAAAGGAAAAGAUAGUAGUGGAAGGUGUUGACAAGCAUGGGACAGUUACUGUGAGCAUUAUAGAGGAAGAAGAUCCCAAGACCAUUAGCUCCCCACCCAAGCAGGUCUCUAAGAUAGGGAUAGAGAGAGCUUCAAAGAUUCCAGAGGCUGUGAAGAAGUCUGUGUUUACCUCUUCUGAAACUUGCUUGGGAACACAAAAUGUACCAAAUGUUACCAUACGUUCAGGGGGACAGAGACAAGCAGUAUCCUGUGCACCUCAGGUUCCACCUCAACCCUGCAAUACCUUCCACAGUCCCUCACAGAUGGUCACGCUGCAGGUCCAGGGGGAGGAGAAGAGUGCCGCAAAGGGACAGAAGGUCUUUUUACUUCAGUGUGGCAACCCAGGUCCAGGCACCAUUCAGCUAGUAUCUCCUGUCACUGAUAACUCUCAGCGGACAUAUGUGACCUCCUGCCUCCCUGGUGUGCCUAUCAUGUCCACAGGAGGCCCUCCUCCUCUUAUUCAGGGAGGAAAAAUUGUUAAAAUGGUUAACAGUUCUCCAGUCUUUCUCCUUCCCCGCCAGCCAAUCAUCACCCCCAUUGCACCUGUAGCAAGAUUGAAGCCUAUCGCCCCUAAACCUUGUGCCUGUAAGCCAGUGUCUUCAUGUCCUUCCCGGCCCAUAGUGAGUGUCUCCACUCCCUUCUCCAAGACUCAGCUGUCUCCCACUAAAAAGGAUGCACCCCAGGUCUCAGCCAAAACACCACCAAAACCUAAGCGACUCCUUGAAAAAUGUGAUGACAAACCCAUCAAACGGAGCAAAACCUCUUAUGAGCAGGAUGUGGCAGCAGCAUCCAAACUGAAUCCUACUCUGCAGCAACAGCAGGGACAGCAGCAGCAACAGCCAGAACAGCAACAGCAGCAGCAACAGCAGCCACCCCUGGCACCCUCACCACCAGCCCUUCAGUCUCCACAGAAGGAAAUUACUAUAGGUCAAGUAGAGAUCUCUGAUGAGCAAGGACAAGAUUUACAAGAAAUAUCCACCUCAACCCUAAAUGGCCUGGUGCACUCAGCGAGCAUCAUGGACUGUGUGGAGGAGGAUGCCCUUGGGAACAUCAUGGAUAUUCGAGUGGUGGACAUGCCCUGUGUCCAUGGCUCUGCCAUGGACACAGCAAAUAGUGCUGACGACAGAUUGGUUGAGAUGCUACGCUCAAUUGACGAGAGUGACCCGAGAUCCUGUGACUUUUCCCCGCCCUCCUCGCCCUCAGUGGUCAGCUCAGAAGCUUUUGUCAAGCCAGUUAAGUUGUCAGACCCUCAGGAGGCUGCAGAGGUGACGCAGGCUGAGACUCUCAGUCACAGUAACAAAGUGGCUCUCCCAGAAACAUCCAGUCAAGAGGCAUCUCAGACAAGUUCAUCGCCAGCAACACUGAAGCAGGGGGAGGCCAUGGAAUGUGUAGUCAGUUCUAGAGGGCCCACAGAAAGUUCCCUAAACAGCAGCUCAUAUAGCAUCACUUCUUUGUGUCUCUCAUCUCGACCUCCUGAGGACAUUGACACACCUAUCCAGGACAUUCCAUCACACCCACAUCCCUCAUCCUCCAGUACCUACCUACCUGAGCUUCCAGAUACAUUACCAGAUGGCACAGCAUCCUCUUUGCCGUCUAUAACUCCAAGCACCCAAGCAAGAGUCUCAACACCACUCAUUCUCUCUAGUUCCAUGUACUCAUCACUUCCUUCCUCACUUUUGUCCCGGGAGCAUCUUCCAAAAGCUUCCUCUGCGCCUUCAAUUUGCCAGGUGACUUUAUCCUCUUCCUCUUUUCUAUCCCCAUCUCUGUAUCCCCAGCCUCCCUCCAAUCUGAAUUUAGGCUCUCACUCUCUCACUUUGGGUGCAACAUCACUCACUUUCCCUCAGACAGCCUUCUCCUCUGACCAGCUUCCCUCUUUUGCUCCCCUUUCAUCUUCCACCAUCACCACUACUGCUACUGCCACCACCACCACCUCCACUGCUGUUACUUCCACCACCAUGACUACCAUUACCAACAGCUCCACUACUGUCACCACCUCCACUACCUCGUCCUCCUCUUUGCCUUCCUCCAUGCUUACCACUAAAAUCACCACAAGCAACUUUACUUCCAGUUCUUCUUCUACUCCUUCCUCUGUCUUUGUCUCUGCCUCCAUUCCUGCUUUCUCCUCAUCCUCCUCAUCCACCUCCUGCACCCACUCUUUUUCUUCUGCCUCUUCUCAUUCCUCCUCCUCUACGUUCUCAUCUUCCUCGUCUUCUUUUCCAUCCAUCUUUUCAUUUCCAUCUUCUUUUCUUCCUUCCUUUUAUUCCUCCUCCUCUUCCUCUUCCAAACCAAUAUCACAUAUGGCUGUUGAUUCCUUGGUGCAGCCUUCUUGUCCAGCCACUACCUCUUCCUCCUCUUCAUCUUCCUCUUCCUCCUCAUCCUCUGUCACCACCACAAUCACUAUUCCAGUCACCACCACCUCAGCUUCUCUUAACUGCACAUUAGUACCAAACCUAUUCAUGAAUUCAUCUGCUGUGUCCACCACCUCAGUGCUUCAGCCACCGUCCCUUGCUCCCCUGCCUCUGUCAUCCCCUGCUUCUUUAUUGUUACCACCAUCUGCUCCUGUCACACUGUCACCUAUCACUACCUCACAUUUGCUGCCUCUGACUACCACUGUUUCCCAAGCACUCAGUCAGAAGACACAAGAAUCAUCAAGUUCGGGUUCACUCCUCCCUUCUGCUCCUCUGUCCAUGUCAUCGUUGCCUGCUCCUAUGUCAUAUUCUGCAUCGUCCACAUUCUCUGUGUCUCUGUCAUCUGUUAAAAAUGCUCCACUGUCACUAGCGCCAUCAACUUUGCCAUCACUGUCCCUCUCGUCAGCCACAGUCACGCCAGUAUUGCCACACAACAUUGAGGCAUCACUGCCAACGUCAUCAGCAGCAAUAGUCUCUUCUCCACUCUCCUUGUCAUCCACAUUCUCAAAAUCAAGGUCUUCAUAUCAAAUUGCUUCCCCAUCUUCCACCUUCUCUUUCUCACUAACAGCACCAUCAGCCACAUCCACUGUAACCAUAUCUUCCUCCUCUUCCUCAACCUCUACCUCUACCUCCAUAUCCACCUCCACUUCUAUACCUACCUCCACUACCUUUUCCUCUUCAUCUGGCCAGUCUGGUAGUAUGGGGCAAGCAUCCAGUUGUGCCUCUAUAUUCUUCUCUAAUCCUUCAAACAUGUCCCUUUCAACUUCUUUCCUGCAAUCAUUGCAAUCAUUGUCAUCCACCAGCACCUGUGCCCCAAGCCCCCUGUCUGUUGAUGCCCUCAGUGCCCUACCAGGUUGUGCUUCACUCCCUGGACCUCUGUUCACGUGUGCUCCCUCCACCUUUACUUCCCUGAUGAUGCCAGUCACUCAGACAAGCUUGAUGCCAUCACUGCCCACUGAGCCAUAUGGCAGCAUUGGGUUUGAGGGUCUCUCCCUUGCCUCCCCUGUUUUUGCCACCCUGGGUGCUAAGAUGCAUGAAACGGGUAAAUCAGACCCCAUGGGAGCAGGAACCAGCUCACUCCUACACUUCCCUGAGGUGCCUUCAUCAUCCUGUGAUCCAGUUCCUAAUUUCACACCUACAGUAGGAGCCUCCAUCCUGCCUCUCUUGCCCCAGAUGAGGACAGGUUUCGGGGAUACAGAGGAUGACAGAGCUAAGAACUGUCACAAAAAAAGAGACAGUGCUGGUACUAGUCUUGGAAUUGCUGACAGCAUGCUGCUCAGUGCUCCGCCCGUCACAACGACUUCAUCAACAGGAUUAUCAUCAGCAGCACCCAUUUCUUCUGCUGAGAUACCUGUCACUGCAUGUAAAUCACAAAAUCAGACCAAAUCUUUCACUUCAGUCAGCUCAAGAAUGGAGAUAUCAAAAUCUUUCUCUUCAAAAGAUGAAGCCAUUCCAAUUCCUGCAACCACAGCUGUAUCAGAGAGACCAAAGCUUACUCCAUCUUUAACAAAGAGUGAGAAAGAGAUGCCUAUGAUAAACUGCCACAGUACUGACCAGAAAUCAAGCAGCAAAGUUUCAACACACACUUUUGUCACUCCUAACCCUAAGUCUCAGGCAGAGUCUGUGACAGCAUCAAGCAAGGCACAAGAGAGAUCAGAGUGCAGAAAGGAGCCUCAACAAAAAGUUUCUCAGAGUAAUGAAGUAGAAGCAAAACAGAAAAUCCCCAGCAUAGAAACCAAGCCAAAUGAACAGACAUGUACUGACAUGUUGAAAAAAAUUUCUGCACCAUCUUCAAAGACUAAGGAGAGUAAUCCAUUCAUGCCAGAUUUAACAGAACACUCUAAAGAAAAGAAGGCCGAGCAUUCUCAGGAAAGUGUGUCCCAAGAUAGCAAACAAAGUAAACAAAAAGAAAAGACUCUUGUAAAAGAAAACAGCAGUUCAAAUCCUCUGAAGCAGUUAGAAGUAGAAAAGAAUAGGUCUUUGAAUUCAGAAAUUCCAUUGGUGAUGGAUUCUUCAACUAAAGAUAAUAAGCAGAUCUGUCAAGAAACAACAGAGGCUGAUGAGCCUCAAGCAGCAAUCACAUCUCAGAAUCUUUUAGGAAGAAACAUCAGUACUGGUGGCAGUGAUUCAGAACUUCCUGACCUUUCCCAUCCCAUCCAGGUGACUCACACAACAGCAGCCAUGCUGUCGAAGGGAACUGAUGACAUCCCUGCUGUUGCUUGCAGUGGGGGGCCAACACAGUGUGGGGAUGAACAGCUGUUGGCAAGCAUCUCGGAACAAGAUCUCAACAGUCAAGUUGGAAGCAGCAGUAUGCACCAUAGUCAUUCAAGGAAACAUGAGCAUAACAUAGUCAGUAGUACAGAUCAGUUUAAGAUGAGAACACAGGUGAAGCAUAUUUCUGUUCAGCAGCAGCAGGUACAGAAGCAUCAACAGCAUCAUCAGCAACUGCAAGCAGCCCAAUCCCAACCUCAGCAGCAGCAGCAACAACAGAAACAACUACAUUUGCAACAUCAUCAACAGCAUCAGCAACAGCAGCAGCAACAACAACAGCAACAACAGCAGCAGCAACAACAACAACAGCAGCAGCAGCAGCAGCAGCAGCAACAACAACAACAACAACAACAACAACAACAACAACAACAACAACAACAACAACAGCAGCAGCAACAGCAACAACAACAGCAGCAACAACAGCAGCACCAACAGCAGCAGCAGCAGCAACAGAAACAAUCACAACACCAACAACAACAGUUACAAUCUCAGCAACAACAAAAGGCACAAGCACCUCAGCAGCAGCACUUACAGAAACAGCAGCACCACCAUCACCAUCAUCAACAGCAGCAUCACCAACAGCAGCCCAAGGAGUCAGUAGGAACACAAAGCUCACCUGCGAGUGGACAGAACGUGACAUCACAACACAUUCCUAAAUACCAAAUUAGCCAUAAUCAGGUACAGCAUCAACAACAGAAGCAGCAGCAGCAACAGCAACAACUUCAACCACAGCUACAACAGCAACAGCAUCAACAGCAGCAACAUCAACAGCAGCAACAUCACCACCAGCAGCAGCAUCCACAGCAUGUAGGACACCACAGGACACAGUCACAUGCCACAGCAGGGCACAGCCAGUCUCAUAUCAACCAGACAGCACUACACAAACACCAACAGCAACCUCCAACACAACAGAUGACCUCACAGCAGCCAAGGCAGCAGAACUCAGUGGUACAGCAACAGCCACAACAAGUAACAGACCACUCGUUGCUUUCUCAUAAUAGUAACCUUGCCCCAGGGAUCACAGGUGGAGUGGUAGGAGAGGUGAAUACUGUUCUGGGAGACAAGGGAACCUCCAGCCAGAUAAUGCAGACACCACAACAGUCUGGGAUGGGAGUUACAAUCCCCUACCAUCCCCCUGUUGUCACUGCCCCAAGUUACAUGCAGCCCCCAACUUAUGACUACAACACAUACUGCCGAAAGGGCCCCAACUCUCCCAGAUCUGAUGGACGGCACCAGUGUUAUGGCUACACAGGGAAGCAGCAUCAUUACCAGCAUGGAGAGAUUCUGGCUCCAGACCCCAACAUGAUAACAGAUCCCCGACUGACCCACAAUGCCCCAAUGUUGAUGCCUGGCCCCUUCCUUGAAACACCUGAAGACCCAACCCCCAUGCGUCCUGAGCCAUCAUCAGAGCAUGUGCGGUCCUUCUCUGUGAGUCACCUUGUCAGCCACUCCAGUGAGCCUCGCAAGGCAUCAGUCAAUGGCCAGAAGGACAAUGUUACCACCACUCAGUCAGAAGAGAAGGCCAAGGAACUGCCACGAAGCAAGCCUGGCACCAGGAAGUCUGAAAGCAAGUCUCGAACCAGUGCCGGAAACAAGAACAGCUCCCAGUCCGAGUCACAUUCUCGACGUAGGAGUCCUGCACGAGGGUCCCAACAGAGCAACAGUGCUUCAGUGUCUGGUGUGAUGUGGGGUAACAGUAAUAGUAACAAGUCUUCCUCAGCUCACAAGCAAGGCCACAACUACUCAACAGAGGCUCUUCUCAGCUCUCAGAAUUAUAGUCGGGGUACACACCGCUCACCUGCCAAUCAGAACUACACCAUAAUGACCCCUAAUCAAAUGUAUCAGAGCAAUUACUCUUCUCAGCAGAUGAAGAAUUAUGUCCCUAACACAUCUUUUGGCUAUACAAGCCAUGACAGAAGUGGACAAAGCAGCUGUAACACAGAUUAUAAUUUUCAACUCCACACUCAAGCUUCAGGCUCCCUAACCUAUGGUGGCAAUAUGGCAUACAUGCCCACAGGAUAUCCAUACCAAAACUUACCCUCAUCAUCUUCCUCCAUGCUUUCUGGGGACAUCAUGGCUCCUCCACACCCCACAGGGCCUUAUCCCCGCUUCCAUGAUUUCCCAGCAGACCAGAGCAAUUUUCCUCCAAAUCCAACCUUCCCUCUGGCCCUUGACCCCCAGGAUGUGUGUAGUGGUGGGGGCCUGAUGGGGGCAACCAGUGGGGCCAUGGCCACCCGUCCUCACACUGACAUGCAGCUGGCCCCCACAUCCUCUGUGUCCUCCUCUGUAGCCUACUCAAGGUCCAGUUCCAACCGUAGCAGUGGCAAUGGAGGCACCACCACCAGUAUCAGUACCAGCAACAACCAUGUUGGGAGCAACAACAGCAGUGGCAACAGCAAGAGGUCACGUUAUGGGGACACCAACAUGGUCGGAGGAAGUAUGGGGGGUGCAGCUAACCUGCUGGAAGGAGGAGCACUCACUCAUAUAUCCCUUCAUUCCUUCACACCACCUUGUGAUGACCCAUCUCUUGUGCACUCCAACCUCUUCCCAGGCACAGCCCCUCGUCAUCAAGGGAACUUCCUUCUGGGCACGGACAACCUCAUGCCCAUCAACACACCACAGUACCCCAGCAGCAGCACCAGUAGCAGUGGCACCAGUAGUGGAGGAUCUGGGGCUGCCACACAGCUGGGAGUUGGGGGAGUGACUGGAGUACCAGGGAGCAGGUCUGGGUCUUCUGUGGUCCUCCCACCAGGUGCACCACCUGGCCCUGUCCCCUUCAGUCCCAUCCGCAUGGUGGACCGCCAGCAGGUGAACAUGGCUCCUCCUGUGGCUGCACAUUUCUCCUCAUCACUCUCCAACUUCAACCUGACCAGCAUCAUUCCAGAGAUUGAUGGAAAGAGUGGAGAGAGCAACACAGGCAUGGGAUCGUCCUCCUCACGCAGUGUUACAAACAACGAGGUGCUGAGUGCUGCAUCCUUGUCUAGCCAGGCCCGCCUCGCCCCCAUGCCAUCCUCCCUCCUCCCCCCAGCUGAGUCACUCAAGAGUCUUCCCUCUGAUGCCAACAGGCUACCUCCAGCAGUGCUCAACAACUCCAUGAACAACAUCUUCACUCACACACCUCACCACCAGAUGGGUCUUGGUCUGAAUUCUUCAUUGCCUCUUCCUCCCACCACCUUCUCUGGCAUCAAUUUUCCUACUCCAGAUCAUUGAGCAGGAUACAACAGAUACCUCCUCCCACUGUGAUGUAAACUAAAUGCAAUAAAUAUCUGCAGAAAAA
Scylla paramamosain (green mud crab) is the source of this 9227-nucleotide messenger RNA. Its product is annotated as mucin-5AC-like. The transcript is spliced from 7 exons. Gene Ontology annotation, molecular function: protein dimerization activity. The record is from RefSeq and is a predicted model, not a curated record. Lineage: Eukaryota; Metazoa; Arthropoda; Malacostraca; Decapoda; Portunidae. Bases 92 to 9160 code for a protein of 3022 amino acids.